AUGCAUAAGACCAGGGCUCUGAGCAGCUGGAUGCUCCGCCUCUCUUUCAGGUUCCCACGUGGCAAAUCAAAGACACAUGGAACUGACGAAGUUAGACUUGAGAAAGGAAUUAAUGUGGAUAAUGAUGAGAUCGUUUACUCUGUCGGGCAAUCAAAAUUCGUUCUCAAGAACCUUCAGUAUUAUACAGUCCAUCCAAAAUUGAGCCAGUACUAUGAGCCUUUGAAGCACACGGCACUGCAGAAAUUCAUGGCUCGAAACCAGAAAAUCUUAAGCUUCAUGCUCAAAGUCGCAGAAUACGAUCAGGAUAAGACCUUACUGAUAAUGACCAACAACCCACUUCCCUGCCUAAUGGACCCAUAUGGAAAGGACAUUACACCAAAAUACUUUUCUAAGGAGUUACUGCUCAAGGAAAGUUAUCAGCACAAACCCACUGAGAACUUCCGCCUACCCUUGUUGCCUCAGGAAAAAAAGUUAGGACCUGGGCUGAAAUCAAUCUUCUCUAUGGCACUGUCGAAGGAUCCUACAUCCAAGCAAAAACAAUGGUUUAGGUUUUCCAACAAGAAUGAUUUCAAGAGUGAAGGGAACUAUUCAGCAAUCUGCGCCUUGAGGAAACAGAAAAAUAUGUACCCUGGGCUCGCGAGUGCUCAAGUCUAUAAUAGAGAUAUGAGGAAAGAUGUCUCCAAGAAGUCAGAAAGUGACAUGCAGACUUCGAAGAUAAACUGGGAACCACUAACCCUUUCAUCGCUGCUGGAACAGAAGCCCACCAGAACCGCGCCUGGGGAGAGCGCCUUCCGCAGUGGAAGCGCCCGGCAGUGGUUUAUAAAAACACCCCGUCAUUAA
Molecule: messenger RNA, 840 nt
Organism: Molossus molossus (Pallas's mastiff bat)
Lineage: Eukaryota; Metazoa; Chordata; Mammalia; Chiroptera; Molossidae
Gene: TSGA13
Product: testis specific 13
Exons: 6
Coding region: 1-840 (279 amino acids)
Source: RefSeq, a predicted model, not a curated record